This is a messenger RNA of Owenia fusiformis, 1695 nucleotides long. NCBI's taxonomy places the organism in Eukaryota, Metazoa, Annelida, Polychaeta, Sabellida, Oweniidae. The record is from the annotation of a GenBank genome assembly.
UUCAAAAUGGCAGCGCCCUGUUGAUAAAAAGUUUUGGAAUAUUUAAUAUGCGCUCAGAUAAAAUCUCAAGGGACCAAUGCUAUUUAGCUUCACAGUUCUAGAAGCAAUGUAAAACGACAAAGUGAUGGCAAUACAACCCUUGGGUGUUUUAAUACAUCGUCCUUGGAUGAUACUCGUCAGGGUGUUUGCAGUGAAUAUACAUAUGGCAAUGCAUUCACGUCGACUGUUUCUGAGUGGGACCUUGUAUGUGAUAAAGCUUACCUGAAUGGCCUUGUGCAGUCUGUGUUCAUGAGCGGUGUCCUUGUAGGGGCCAUAACACUAGGCUCUCUCUCAGAUACAUAUGGGAGGCUCAAGAUCUUUUACAUCGCAAUGGGGAUACAGUUCAUCUCUGCAUUAUGCUGCUCAUUCGCUCCAACAUACACCAUGUACAUCGCCCUGAGAUUCUUCACUGGAUUCUCAAAUGGUAUGACAGUCGUCCAGUUUACCUUGCUCCUUGAGCUGGUUGGUGCUCCCUGGAGGGCCUUUUGCUGUGUUGUUGUAGCUGCCACAUUCGCCAUUGGGAUUGCAGUAUAUGCCUUGAUGGCAUAUUAUAUACGUAACUGGAGGUAUCUCUCUGUGGCUUGUGCAGUGUCUCUGGUACCUUUUAUUCACAUGUAUUGGCUUUUAUUUGAAAGUCCAAGAUGGCUCCUUAACAAGGGGAAAACCUCAGCUGCUGAAAAUAUUCUCAAACGUAUUGCAGUUAAGAAUGGCCAUUCAGACGUGACAAUUAAACUGAAGAUACCAGAACCUUCCAAGGAAAAAGGCAGGAAUAAACGUUUUUCAACUUUGCAGUUAUUUACACAUAAAAUCACACGGAAUAGGACACUUGUGCAACUAUAUGCAUGGUUUGUCAACAGUGCAGUAUAUUAUGGUUUAACUCUAAGCUCAGGAGACUUAGGAAGCAAUAUGUAUAUAAGUGUAGCACUUUCAGGCUUAGUAGAGAUUCCUGCCAACAUUGUGGCAAUAUUUCUUCUUAAUAGAAUUGGUCGUAAAUAUUCCCUGUGUGGCGCCAUGUUGCUGGGAGGUCUGUCUUGUGCAGCUAUUCUAUUCACUCCCUCUGAAUACACCAAAACUGUUGUGGGUCUGGCUAUGGCUGGGAAGCUGGCAAUCUCAGCCUCAUUUUCAAUGAUUUAUUUAUAUACCUCAGAGCUGUAUCCGACUGUGGUAAGGAAUGCUGGUCUGGGGCUUUGCUCAACAUUUGCCAGGAUAGGUGGCAUACUGGUGCCUCUAAUCAUUCCACUGGGCAACAUAUAUCCAAAUCUUCAAUUUGCGAUAUUUGGUGCGCUAUCAUUCACCUCAGGCCUGUUGAACUUUUACCUUCCUGAAACACUUGGUAAGCCUUUACCAGAGACCUUUGAAGACGUUGAUAAAGCUGCAUACAAGAUCACCACACAUGCUCUUAGUGAGGACACUGAAGGCCUACUGGCUGGGGAGGGGGAAGAUGAAAUGGAAGAAAUAACCGCAGUCUGAUCACUGACAAGACAUGAGUUUUAGCUCAUUCAUUGUGGUACACUUGACAGUUUGAGGACUGGGUAGAUAGAUGGGCAGGCAUCCCAGAAUCUCAUCUAGCACCUUAUAGUAUUAUACCCUGAGUGCAGAGUCUAGUUAAACGAGACAGAGCUCUCUUUUAAAAAGUGAAGUUGAACGAAUGCAAAG